Aspergillus oryzae RIB40 is the source of this 321-nucleotide messenger RNA. RefSeq names its product ATP-binding protein. The coding region runs from base 1 to 321 and encodes 106 amino acids. The record is from RefSeq and is a predicted model, not a curated record. NCBI's taxonomy places the organism in Eukaryota, Fungi, Ascomycota, Eurotiomycetes, Eurotiales, Aspergillaceae. The transcript has 2 exons.
AUGGCCCUCGGCGAAGACCACUUCAUGUACUUCGAGGGCAGCGAUGAGAUUGGACACUUUAUGUUCUGGAACGAAGGGAAGAAGUCUGGACCGGCUGUGUAUACCCAAAGCGACUUGGAUACCUACACCCAUAUCCUUUACCUUGAUGUCCCUCCUCAGGAGAUCGUCAAGCGCCGUCUCGAUGAUCCUGGCAGAGAUCGCUCGCACGUCUCAAUCAACCAUGUGCAACGCUGGGUGGAAGCUGAGAAGCAAAUGCUUCGCGACCUUUGUUAUCGCAAUAACAUUCUUUUUUGUGCUGUGACUUCGAACGUGAUACCCUAG